CGCGCUCAAGUAUGAUUGACAAACACGAUUUUCUGACUGUCGCUCCUGUGUCCCAAACUUCACAUCAAAUUGCAAGUCAUCAUGCCACUUCUAGGUCUCACAUCGCGCUCCCCUCUUUUGCGCAACAUCGGAGCUGGGUUUGGUAUCUUCCAACUCACGCUCGGACUUGGUGGCAUCUUUCUGCCUGAGGCGAUGAUCCAGCAAGUGUGGGGAUUUCAGCUCUCUGCCGUACCCAAACAAACACAGAUUCUCAUUGAAGCUAUAAUGCAACUCUAUGGCACAAGAAACGUCGCACUUGGACUCAUGAUCUUAGCUGUUAGGAAGUUUUCCGACAGUAGAACACUGGGCUGGGUUCUCAUGGCCGAGAUUCUUGUCGCAACCAGUGAUGGCUUUGUCCAGGAGAGAGUUACUGGUGGGGGCGGAUGGCAGCAUUGGAUGUUCGUUCCUAUGGCAGUCGGCAUCUGUAUGCCUCUGCUAGGUUACUUCGAUUGAUCGCCAGUUCACUCUGACGGUCUGACUAAGCGUGAUCCUUCUUGCCGUUGACAUAGCUGCACAUCUUUACUAAAGGAGGAGGAGAAUAUAUUGUUGUGUGAAAUGAUGAUUGGGUUUCACUGGCUGUUCAGCCUUGUCGCUUCAUAGUUCCAGAAGAAUGCGGGCAUGGCAUGACAUACCCGAGCUUGGCUUCUAGCAUAUAUAAGCUCAAGUCAAACCUUCUGUUUUCUUCAAUUGUAUACACCGUACCGAAACAAUAUGCCUUCAUUCUCCG
Aureobasidium subglaciale EXF-2481 is the source of this 766-nucleotide messenger RNA. RefSeq lists its product as uncharacterized. The transcript has 2 exons. The record is from RefSeq and is a predicted model, not a curated record. The coding region runs from base 82 to 492 and encodes 136 amino acids. NCBI's taxonomy places the organism in Eukaryota, Fungi, Ascomycota, Dothideomycetes, Dothideales, Saccotheciaceae.